Molecule: messenger RNA, 1048 nt
Organism: Drosophila miranda
Lineage: Eukaryota; Metazoa; Arthropoda; Insecta; Diptera; Drosophilidae
Product: rho GTPase-activating protein 19-like
Exons: 3
Coding region: 158-1048 (296 amino acids)
Biological process (GO): signal transduction; regulation of small GTPase mediated signal transduction
Cellular component (GO): cytoplasm
Molecular function (GO): GTPase activator activity
Source: RefSeq, a predicted model, not a curated record
CUUCUAUGUUGUACUUUUAGAAAAGUAAUAUUUGUUAAAGUGAGCGUGUGAGUGCUGGGAUUCGAAUCUACGGAAGUCCUUUUCGUUUGUGCUGUGCUGUUGUUGUUUUAUUGCUUUGGCUACUGCUGUCGCCCUGUAUACGCCCUUGCGUAUAACAAUGGACAUGGAAUACGCCAACAUCAAUGAAUUUAAUGACCGCGACCUAGCGACACGCAUGCGCAACAGCAAUUAUGAAAAAUACAAGUCUCUGGUGCGCAUGCACCUCUCCUUCGAACUGGAACUAAACACCGACGAGUUCGACAUGCCGUGCCAUGAAAUCGUCUACGAAGAUAAGGGCAAGAUAAAGAAGUGGAAUCGCCUCUCCAAGAAGAAUCGCGGACCUGCCACAGGCUGCACGGCUGGGGCAGGCAGUAAGUCGGCGGGCAACAGUCCCACUGAAACGCUGCAGCAACAAAUUGAUGCAGGCUUUCUGAUGCACCUGGAGGAGCUCAAAGAGUUUCUUAUGCUGGAGAAGAAUCUCACCCAGGAGGGACUAUUUCGCAAGACAGGAGCCGUUUCCAGGCAGAACGAGCUACGAAUGCACAUACAGCAAGACCAGCCCUUGGAUUUGGAACUGACAGGAUUCUCGGCUCACGACUGUGCCACUGUUUUUAAGAGCUUUCUGGCCGAGCUGCCAGAGCCUUUGCUUACAGACGCCCACUAUCCAGCACAUCUUCAGAUAGCGCCGCUUAGCCAGGCAUUAAUGGGGGGUCAGGUGGCGGCUACCGCAGAUCGCCGACAUCUUCUCAACUCGGUGCAGCUGCUCCUUCUCCUGCUCCCCGAAGAGCAUCGCGAGUUACUGCAGCACAUUAUUAAAAUGCUCCAUUCGGUGGCAGCGCGUGAGGAGAGCAACAAGAUGUCCGCGGAGAAUUUGGCCAUCUUGUUUACACCGCACCUGAUUUGCCCCAGGCAAAUGCCGCCUGAGGCGCUCCACUAUACGGCGAAGAAGAUGUCCAGCAUUGUGUCCUACAUGUGUCCUAGCCACCGAUAUUCGGGCGUACUUUCUUGA